Molecule: messenger RNA, 861 nt
Organism: Colletotrichum aenigma
Lineage: Eukaryota; Fungi; Ascomycota; Sordariomycetes; Glomerellales; Glomerellaceae
Product: putative fructose-bisphosphate aldolase
Exons: 2
Coding region: 1-861 (286 amino acids)
Biological process (GO): carbohydrate metabolic process
Molecular function (GO): zinc ion binding; aldehyde-lyase activity
Source: RefSeq, a predicted model, not a curated record
AUGGCAAUCAAUGGAGUCAACAGCAAUGGUAUCGAUGGCAAGACCAAUGGGUUUGCCCACAAGCUGAAAACCAACCGCGCCAAGGCCAUCGCUGUCGUCGCGAAUGUUCGCGCGGCAGAAGCAAAGCGCUCCCCAGCCCUCAUUCAGCUCUUCCCUUGGUCUAUUGAGUACGCAGACGGUCUUCUUCUGCAUGCAGCCGCCGAAGCGGCUGACAAGGCUUCCGUCCCCAUCGGCGUCCACAUGGAUCAUGCCCAGUCCCCGGAUAUCAUCAGACGGGCCGCUGAUGUAGGCGGAUUUGACGGCAUUAUGGUCGACAUGAGCCAUUACGAAAAGGAAGAAAACUUACGCCUCACCAAGGAACUGGUCCAGUACUGUAAUGAACGCGGCAUAAUCACCGAAGCCGAACCUGGCCGUAUUAAUGGUUCUGAAGACGGCAUCGCUGACACGGGCGAUAUAGAGGAGAUUCUCACGGGUCCUGAACAGGCGGAGGAGUUCGUUGCUUGCGGUAUUGACUGGCUAGCACCUGCAUUUGGCAAUGUUCAUGGGGUUUACGGGCCCAAGGGACCGCAGCUGGAUUUCCCUCGUCUCGAUACUGUCCGGCAAGCUGUGGGCGACCGUGUGCGCCUCGUGCUCCACGGCGCCCACGAGAAGUAUUUUCAAGAGGAGCUGUUGCGUAAAUGCAUCUCGUACGGCAUGGCAAAGGUCAACGUGAAUGGUCCCGUGGCUGCAGCAUGGACCAAGGUGCAGGGCGAGCUCACUGGCAAAGUCCCCUUGACGACGGUCAUCGAGGAGCAGACGAAGGCAAUGCAGGAUGUGGUGGAAUACCACAUGGACUUCUUAAUGUCUACGGGUAAAGCAUAA